Messenger RNA from Theileria equi strain WA, 5955 nucleotides. RefSeq lists its product as hypothetical. The transcript has a single exon. Lineage: Eukaryota; Apicomplexa; Aconoidasida; Piroplasmida; Theileriidae. The coding region runs from base 1 to 5955 and encodes 1984 amino acids. The record is from RefSeq and is a predicted model, not a curated record.
AUGGUUACAUUAAUAGAUAUUUCCAAGAAAUGUAACAAAACAUGCAAAUGCUAUGUAAACCAGGUCUCAGAUAUAACAGCUAAAAGAGAAGACAAUGUUACUCAACUAGAUAGUUAUGGAUAUUGUACCCAUAUUUCCGGGAGUAAGAAACUUGUGUUGUACUGUAAAACUAUAAAACUUGAGACCACGAGUGGAAUAUCAUUCACUAAGUUGCAAUCUGUAACAACGUAUUACCACAAACAAUAUGAACCAGGAAGUGCUAUUAGCAGGCCCCUUAUCAUAAGGGUUCAAACCGAUGCAGGGAAGACACUUUGGUAUGAGAAUGCUGGACAUUAUGCUAAUAAGAAAUGGAGGAAAAUUGGUAAUACAAACGGUUAUCCUGAAGAGGACAACUAUGAUCCAAGUUAUGGACUAAAGAAAAGAUUGACUGACAUUGGAUGCAGGUUAUACGGAUAUCAUCAGAUAGAUAUACAGUAUAUUGGAAAAUACAGUUAUACGUGUCUUAUUUGUGGUGAUAACACCGCUGGAGAAAUUAAACCGGAGACUUCUCCAGGGAGCAUUACUGGAUAUACGAAAUAUACACAUGAAAAAAUAACAGAUAAAUCCAUUCUUGUGUACAACGGUGGGAAAAUAACCUAUAAACGAAAAGACAAUGGGAAGAUAUACUAUCUUCCAAUUCCAAUUAACGAUCCAUCAAACAUUAAAAAUAUAUCAGUCUAUUACUGGGAGCAUGACAAAGGACGUGAGAAUCCUCUCUUGGUGGAACUUGAAACAUACAGCGGAUAUUCGUUUUGGUUUGAGAAUAUUAGCAAGCCAGGAGGAAAAAAUGAUAAAUGGAGACAGAUGAGUCAAUCAGAAUCUAACAUAUUCUCUGGGUAUGGAUCAGAACUUCAGAAUAAACUUGAUAUCCUCAGCUGUAUAUUUAAUGGAACAGUUGUUAUUAACUUGGGUACGUCAAAAGACUGUCACAAUUCUCAAGAUAGUAGACAUAGGAAUAGGAUCAGACAUUUCUAUAAUGGCUCUAUACGUAACCUCUUUGGAUUUGCAGCUCACGAAUAUACAUCAAGAGAUUAUUUCGGUGACAAAACAUUUAACAUAUCGGAUCUAUAUUUUGGCGGUAAAAAGCAGAAUUUUCCAAAAGGUACUUUUCCUUUGAAGAAUAUUACCAAAUUGGACGCAUAUGUGUCAUCAUGUGAUAGCACUAAACCAUUCUUGAUACAUGUUGAAUCGGAAGAUCCCAACUCUAGUGGGAAAUGGUAUUACAGAAAUAGCGCCGACAACUGGAUGGAACACCAACAAAUUGGAGGUAAAGGACAGGAUGAGGUUAAAGAUCAAAUUGCAGAAAUUUUUAGAAAAGUACAAACAACGCUUUACAUAAACGGAUGCUCUACGCAUUCUCAUACAAAUGGAGUACAGUUAAAUAUUAGAUUACAACCAGACCUUGGACAUUAUGCUAGAGUAUAUGGUAGUGGAAAUACGUCUAUAUUGCUGACGAAAUAUGCGAAAAAACCCGUAACAAACUUCUUUAGGAUUACUCAUCAGAUAACAACAAGGAAGACUUUUAAUUUAAAGAGAGAGCUUAAAGGGGGGGAUAACAUAGGAACAGGCACACAAAGAGAUGUUAAGGAAGUGGACGUAUAUUUUUGGGAUGGACAGUCUAGCGAACCUGUACUCGUAGGACUUAUAAAAAGUAACGGAGAAACGUUCUACUAUGGAAAAUUUGCAAAUAUUUGGAUGAAUGGACCAAUAGAUACUCUGAAUGAACAAGAGGCACUUGAUCAUCUAAACUGCCAGCUUAAUAGUGCUAUACCUAUUGAUCUCAAUACUCCAAAAAACCUUCAACCAUUCCACCGAGGUGAAAAAAAGUCCACCUGUUUACCAAAUAAAUCUGUAUCUCAGUCUCAAUCUGGACAUGUUCCAUAUGGAGCCAAAAAGGAUUAUCAAGUAGAAGGAUAUCAAAUACCUCAUGAUACAAGGAUUUCUAGAGUUACCUACAAUUACCAAGCUACAAACAUAGUUCCUCCAUAUACCGAAUAUGGGCUUAUAUUGAACAUUUAUUCUUGGAGCAAGAAGCCGGAAGUACCACUGCUUGUGGAGUUUAAACCCAAAGACGGAAAGCCAUCAACUUGGUAUGAGAAUAUUUGUGAAAAGGAACCUUAUACUAACUGGAGAAAUGUUGAAGAAAAAGAGGUUAGGGGAUUUUAUAUGAGCCAAGAUCCUAAAAAUGACCUUACCGAAAAGUUUACUGAUAAACUGAAUGAGGUUAACUGCAGAGUGAACAAAGUGGUAAAACUUGACAUAUCAAGGAUAUUUUGGAGAUAUUGCAACAGUAAGUGCAAGGAUAAGAGAAUAAAAGUUACUCAAUCUAGAGAGAAAAUUCAUGGCUAUGUAAUUUAUGAACAUACGUCCAUUAUUCCAAACGAGAAUACUUUUACAAUAUCAUCUGUACUUAGUUGGAACACUGAACAGAAGACCACUUUAGGAUAUCCUCUAAGAAAUGUUGCAAAGGUUACGGUAUACUUUGCAGAUUGUAACCCUUAUGCUCCUAUUCUUGUCAAGAUUGAAGAUGGAGGUAAUAGCUGGUUAAAAAGAAAAAGGGAAAAUGAUGGAUGGGAGGAUGCUACUGUAGAGAUAAGUUCCACAGAUCGGAUUUCAAUUAUCAGGACUUUGGAAGAACUAAAACAAACUCUAAAUGUAUGCAACAGCCUUGCGAUUAAACCACCACCUUUUAUGAGUGAAAAUAACAGCGGAGUAACGCAAGUGUCAAAUCUUGACAAUGAUCAAAGCAAUCAGGAUAUAAAAAAUAUUUUCACUGCUAUUGUAGAUGAUGAUUUGGAGGAAGUAGAAGAGAUUCAUGAACUGGAAGAUGAAGCGCCAAAUAUUCCAAAACUAUCUGCUCUCAUAGAUCAAAAAUCUGGUAUUAUUAUUGAUAUAAGGAAAAGACCUAGAAAUGAAGAUAGUGAGGUAUAUAUUCUUGAUGAUGGACAUGCUGUCAAGUUAGAAAAGUCUGAGGAUCCUCAACACUCUGGAUUCUGGAAGUUUACACAUAGCUCACCUACCGGUCAACCUUUUACAAUUAAGGAAGUUAUAUAUGGAGAGAGUGGUAAAAGUGUUGAUGUAGGUGUUGGAUAUAAUAUUAACAUCAAACAACUAUCAGUCUGGUACUGGACAAGUGAUUAUCAAAUGGAAAAUCCACUCUUUAUAGAAAUCGAAAAGUCUGACAAUACUUAUAAAUAUCAUGCUAGUAAAGGUAGAGACGAAUGGUAUCCGUAUGGACAAUCAAAACUCAAAGGUGAAUCCCUUGAACAAACACUAGAUGGCCUUAACUGUUUGCUCAACAAAGCGGUUACCAUGGAUAUAUCUUAUAGUAAAUCAGGAUCAUACUGUUGUAAUAAUCAUAAAAAAAUUUCAGCUACUCCUUUGUCCCUUCAGGUUAAUGGCGCAAGUAUAGUUUAUCAUAAGCAAACUAUAUCAGAUCUUGGGGAUCGACUUGCCAAGAUUAAAUACUAUCAAGAUAACUAUUACCAGGGGCUGAGAAAGAGAAUAAAAUUUGAAAAUAUCCCAUCUUUCCAUGUAGAUUCACCGGUAAAUAUCUAUACAUUUUACUGUGGAAGUGAUCCAAAACUAAUAUAUAUCGAAAAGGUUGGAGGCUCAAGUAUUACAGGAUGGUAUAAGAAAGGUCCUAGUGAUCACAACUGGACAGAUGUCUCUAGUGAGCUAAGUGGCAUAAUUCCUAGUGGAUUUUUGAGUCUUUCUUGUCAAAAUUUCAAUAAAAUAGUAAAUGCUAUAAAUUGUUUUGGUAUGCCAAGAUGUUCAGAUGCCCCUAGUUCGAGAGGUAGUACCAGAAGCUUAUUAUAUGUGACAUCCGCAAGUAUUGAUUUAGAAGUAACCAUUGAGCUUGAACAAAAGCCAACUGAUGAUCAAAAUCCUACGUAUUAUCAAAGAGAUAAAACUUCUACCGAGAAUAAGAACAUUAAGGUCACAAGAACUCUUUGCCCUUUUAGUGGACUUCCUCAGGACUUUUACAAAUACGAACAUAAAAAUCAGGAUGAUGAACCAUUUAAACUAAAGGAAGUGCUAAGUGAAAAUGGCAAGAUAGGUAUCAUUAAGGGAUCUCAAGGACAGAAUAUCUUAUCCGUCUCGGCCUACUAUUGGAGGAAUGAGAACGGUAGCACUAGUCCACCCACUAAAGCUCUCCUAGUGGAAGUUGUCACAAAGGAUACACCUGGAAAUAAUUAUGCUUAUUAUACAUAUAAUAAGGAUGGGAGAUGGAGUGAAUAUACUACAGCAAAUUCUAAGUAUGGAGUUGAUCAGACUCAACUCAUACCUAAACUCAUCACACUUAAUUGUGAGAUUAAUGGUGUCGUUCAAAUAGAUGUUGCAGAAACCUCCAGUUACUGUCAUGUUGGAUAUACUAAAGAUCCUAAACAUAGUGAUCGUUAUACUAAUAAAAUCUCUGUAGAGGAGGUAGAUAAAGGGUGUCUUGGAAAUUAUAGAGCUUAUGAACAUACUCCGUCUUCGGGGGCGUUUAAGAUAUCUUCAUUCAGGAAGGGUAAUGAUUACAUAAAACUUGAGGGUCUGAAACCAGAUCUACCUCUCAAAAAUACUAGCAGGAUUGUUGUUUAUUUCUGCAUGAGUGACCUUGGAGAUCCUCUCCUUAUUUAUCUGCCAGAUAUGACCCAGGGUAACAAGUGGUUUCAAAAGCCUACUAAUUUUAGAGAUAUUUGGGAACCUAUUGCUAAUAGGUUGGGUGAUGAUUCUAACCACAGUUCCAUAGUAAAAUUCUUGGACACUAUUAACAGUCUUUGUAAACCACCUGAAGUAACUAUAGAUAUCUAUAGUAGAGGAACCAUAACCAAAGAAACUAGCUAUCCAGAUACUAUGUAUCCAUAUCUGAAUAUAGUAGUUAAGUCAGUACAUUCACAGAGCAUAGAGGGUUUUACUGAGUAUUAUCACACCAUACAGGGGAGAACAAAAGGAUAUUUCACAAUUAAAGAUUUCAACUAUGACGGAAAUCCCACACAAGGCAGCUUAGGGAAAACAGAAAGGGUUACUAGUGUUUCAGUCUAUUAUUGGUCUCCUUUGGAGACUAGACAGAAGGACUCUCCGGAUAAGAGGGGUAGGCCUCUUCUCGUAAAAGUUAUCAGAAACUCGGACGGAGUUCUCGAAACAAACUAUUAUGAAAAUACUCGUAAUUCAGACAACCAGAGUUGGCAAUAUACUUAUAUAUCUUCAGAAAAUCUCCAAAAGAAGCUUCAUCUUCUCAACUGUAAGUUCAACAAUGCAGUUGUCAUGGAUAUUGGUAAGCAUGAGGAUAAUGAAACUUAUGAUGCUUGCAAGAAUGAUAAUAUGGAUCCCCAACAUGGUGAAUCUAAAAUGAAGGUUGUUAAGGAUGAUGCCCCUGUUGACAAUGCACUUGGAAGUUAUGAAGUUUAUUCUCAUACUCUCAACAAGGAUUCAUCUGGAGAUAAGUUUCAUAUAGUAGGAUUCAGGAAUGGGAAUUAUGACGUAAUACUACCUGGAGUUGGACAAACUACCCCAAAUAAUCCUAUUCUGGAUGUGGAUAAAGUUAAAGUUUACUUUUGUUCAAAGGAUGAUCUUAAAAGGCUUCUUCUUAUAUACAUAAAGACUAGCGAUCCUAAAUUUGGUAGUAAAAAAUGGUGGAAAUCUGACGAUGGUAAAACUUGGGAGAAAGUAAUCUCUUUAGCUGCAUCCACUGAAAAGGACUAUGACAGGAUCCUCAAAGUACUCAAUACUCUUGAAAGUAAAUGUAACGAUACUCCGGAAGCUACUGCUGCUAAAUCUGUUGCUGGAGGUCUCGCUGCUGGCUCUGCACUGUGGUCAACCUUUGGAGGCUCUACCUCUGGUACCCUGGCCGGAGCUGGUGGUCUUACUGGAUUUGGCUGGUGGAUGUUUAAACGUUCUAAAGGAGAUCCUUGGGUUGGACAGAUCUGA